This is a messenger RNA of Cololabis saira (Pacific saury), 3345 nucleotides long. RefSeq names its product TIP41, TOR signaling pathway regulator-like (S. cerevisiae) (gene tiprl). NCBI's taxonomy places the organism in Eukaryota, Metazoa, Chordata, Actinopteri, Beloniformes, Belonidae. Bases 95 to 880 code for a protein of 261 amino acids. The transcript is spliced from 8 exons. Gene Ontology annotation, cellular component: cytosol. Gene Ontology annotation, biological process: TOR signaling. The record is from RefSeq and is a predicted model, not a curated record.
UGAGAGCGUCAAAGCCAGACGGACGCUUUUCAGUGACGCUCCGCGGCUGUGACUGGUACCAGAACACAGAUUGUAGUUGGUGCCUCCAUCCACGAUGAUGUUACACGGUUUCAAGAGCAGUAAGCAGGACUUCGGUUUUGGGCCAUGGAAGGUGACAGCUGCGAAAGACCACAUCAUGAAGUCCAAAGACAUUGAACGGUUAGCGGAGGAGAUGAACAUGCCCUCCCUGCCAGAGAUGUUGUUUGGUGACAACGUUCUGCGUAUCCAACAUGCAGAUGGUUAUGGCAUCGAGUUCAACGCCAUUGAUGCCCUGAGGAGGGUCAACAACAUGGAGGACUCCGUGAAGGUGGCCUGUGCGCAGGAAUGGCUGGAGAGCAGAGCGGACUCUGAACACUCCAAAGAGGUGGUGAAGCCUUACGACUGGACGUACACCACAGACUACAGAGGCACGCUGUUGGGAGAAGCUCUGCAGAUAAAGGUGACUAAAACAGCGGAGCGCAUCGACAUGGAGAAGCUGAAAGCCCGGGAACAGAUCAUGUUCUUUGAGGAGGUGUUGUUGUUUGAAGACGAGCUGCAUGACCACGGAGUCUCCAUGAUCAGUGUCAAGAUUAGGGUGAUGCCCACCAGCUUUUUCUUGCUGAUGCGUUUCUUCAUGCGCGUGGACGGAGUGAUGAUCAGAAUAAAUGACACACGGCUCUAUCACGAGGCUGGAAAAGAUUACAUGCUGCGAGAGUUCAGCACAAGGGAAAGCAAAGUAGCAGACCUGAAGAAGGUUCCAGCAGCUCUGUUCACGGAUCCCAACGAGAUCGCCCAGCACCUGACACUGAAGCUGACUGACUGUGAGAAGCUGGAACUACCUGCGAUGCAGCCUCAGACAUGAAACUGGCAGGAAGGCAGCAGUUCUCACGCCAAGGCGUGGAACGGUGAAAAACAGGACUCUGACAUCACCAACAAGAACUCAAACCACCCUCACCACCUGCAGAGCUCCAUGGGAACAGUUUAUCCUGUUCCUGACUGGAGGGCUUCUUCGGACCCUCAGCAGCAUGACUUCAGAACCGUCUCUGUAACUUUAGAUUGGAUGUAAAAAGCUCACCUUUAGUUUUUUCUUUUUUUUUUUUUUUUAAGUCAGACUCGACACCAGUGUGUUUUUAAGGCGACCUGUCAGUGACCUGUGGAAGCUGACAGGUUUUUGUUUGGAGGUCAACCAUCUCAAGAUUCUAUGUAAAAACCCAUCUGGCCCAAUACAAGAGGUUUGUUUUGUGUGACGUGGUUUCUUUCGUUUAUAUGAGGCACGUUCAUGUUUCGCUUCAGUUUUUCCAAAAUGCUGACAGACUUCUAAAAUUUCAAGAGAAUAAUUCCCCCACUAGAUUUAUUUACAUGUAUAUUAAUUACAAGAAUAUGAAAAUAUACAUUAAAUAUUUUUGAUCAUGUAUAAAAUAAAAUUUUAGAUUUGAUUUUUGUUUUUCAAUACCCUUCCAUUAAACGGAAAACACCCACAAUGGUUGCUGAAAUAACUUCAAAUUUAAUGAAAAUUGACAAAUGAAUGUCAGAUGGAUUUUGAAUUUUGCUUAAACUGAAUCACAAUUAUUAUUUUUUUUUAUUAAUAAAACUGUCCUGGACAAAAAUGAUGGGUUUUCAACUUAAUAUUUAGUUUCACAAUGUAGUUAGUCGGAUGUUAGUCAGAUGUUUCCACAGAUGUUCAACAGGAUUUGCAUCAGGACUCAUAGAAGGGCACUUCCGAAGAGUCCAGUGUUUGGUUCUUAGACAUUCUUGGUUGGUUUUGCAUGUGAGUUUUUGGGUCAUUAUCCUGUUGGAGGACCCAUGACUUACUGAGACCAAGCUUUCUGACAUUGGGCAGCACAUUUGUCUCCAAAGGACAUUCUCCCAGAAGCUUUUUGGUUUGUCAAUAUGCAUGUAGAUAAAUUCUAGUCUGUUUGUAAUGAUGUUCUUUCAUCAUUGGAGUCUCCUCGGUCAUCCACGUUUGUUCUAACAGUGAUAGAUGAUCUGAUCUGACACUGAUGAACCGCGACCUUGGAAUUCACUUUGAAUCUCUUGAAAGUUGUUCUGAGCUCUUUUGUUUCCAUUCUGCUCUUCAGUUUGUCAUCAGUUGUCCUCUUGUGUCCAUGUCCAGGGAGGUUGUCUACAGUCCCGUGGAGCCUAAACUUCUGAAUGAAAUGUCCAACUGUAGGAGGAGCAACCAGCUGCUUGGAGAUGGUCUUCUAGCCUUUACCUUUAACACACUGGUCUAGAUGUUCUUUCUGAUUUCCUCAGACAACUGUUUCCUUUACUGUCUCUGGUCCAUGUUCAGAGAGGUGAACACAAUGAUACCCAACAGCAGUGGGACCACUUUUAACCCUUUACAUCAGAAGUGUCCAAAGUUGGUCCUCGAGGGCUGGUAUCCUGCAGGUUUUAGAUGUUUCCUUUCUUCAACACACCCUGAAAUAAAUGGCCGUCAUUAACAGACUUGUACAUACAUGGUGACACACUGAUGAGGACCAUGAAUAGGAAUCAGGUGUGUUGAUGCAGGUACAUCUAAUACAGGCCCUUAAGGACCGACUUUGGACACCUGAUUUAAACAUUCCGACUGACUUGAAAACGUCUGAAAUGUUCACUGUGGUCACAGUAUUUUACAUCUUUUCAAGGAAUAACAGCUACACUGUCCAGGUCAGUUUGAUUCAUUUGUUCAAAUGAUUCAGUUGAACAGCAAUUUUAAACCAGUGUCUGAUUUUUUUCUUUAAAUGUAUUUUUAAUUAAUCAAUGUUCAGUAAAUUGUCUAUCAUUACUUUUUUCAGUUUCCAGUUAUUUAAGUGACCAUUGUGGGUUUUUCUUUCUUUAAUGGAAGGAUACCAACAAAUUUCUCCAUUUGGGUACAUUUAAGAAUAACUUAAUAUUUAAAUUACUUUUAAGAAUAACAUUUUAGAAAAUCUGAUAGUUCUGAUGGUUAUCGUUUUUUAAUUAUUUUAGAUUUUCUUUGAAUGUAUUUAUAGAAGGAUGUGAUUUAUUUAUUUCAGUAAAAGAAUCAUUGUGUGUACUAUGAUAAGAGUUUAAAAGCAGACAAAAAAAUUAAAGAGACACACAACAUAUAAAAAGAAUAAAAUGGAUGAAAUAAAAUAAAUAAAUGCAAUACAGUGCAUUGAGGGUCUAAAACAAAGAAUUGUAGGAACAUGAAGGUGGCUCUUUUUGAACCUGCUAGAACUACUGAUGCUGAACUGAUGCUGAACUCAUCAGCAGCUCCAGAACCGUUUGUGUUCAGUUUCAGAUGAAACUGUAAAAUGCUGUGUAGGGUCCUUUCCUUUACAUUUUUAAAAUGUUCAUUAAUGUACAUUGUCCCCCUAUAACAAAUAA